AGGUAGAGGAAAUCCCUCGUGGUAUGCUGAAGGAGGUGGAAGAGGUUUGGGGAGGAAGGAAGGAGGUUUGAGGAGGUGAGGAGGUUCGGGGAGGGUGAAAGGAGGUUCAUGGAGGAGUAAAGAGUGUUGGGGAGUGGAGGUAGGGGAGUGGAGGUAGGGGAAAUCUUGUGCGGCAUGUGGGAAGGAGGCGGAAGAGGUUUGGGGAGGGUGGAAGGAGGUUCAGGUAAGGGGAAGAGGGUUGGGAGGGAAUGGACGAGGUUGGUGGAAGGUGAAGGACGUUGGAAGAGGGGCGAUGGCGGGGUAAAGAAGUGCGCAGAGGUAGGGGAAAUCCUGCACAGCAUGUGGGAAGAGGUAGAAGAGGUUCAAGCCGUCAUGGACCAUAAGUCCAAGGAAACGAACGAGGCUUAUCAGGCCCGGAUGCUCCUUCUGAUUACCGAAGCCAAGCAACGGUCGGAUGCAGUAGCAGCCGCAGCAAAGAAGAAGGCAAACGACGUCGAGAAGGCACGUCUGUUGGCAAUUGAACAGCAGCGCCAGCAAGACGAGGCAGCAACAAAGGCUGCCAAUGAAGAACGACUUCAACGACGCGAGAAGAUAUUCAUCGGAGAGCGAGCUUUGCUCACAAUGGCAUCGGACUGGCGGGCCGAGGCCGAGAAUGGGAAGCUGGAAGAGAGUGGAAACAAGAUCGAUCUACUCCUCUCCCAUCUCACGGACCUCCUGAUCAUGUGCAUUGCACAGCAGGAGGACAUUCACAACCUCGACGACGCGGUUCAGACACAUGAUCACGUGUUUGACCAAGUCAAUAGCCACCUCCAGCAGCUGGAACAAACUGUCGCCACCCCCGUUGCCAACUCUUCCAACACCUCCGAUCGCCUUGAGGCAUUGGAGAUUGAUGUCGGAACCCUAAAGGACGGCGUGCAGUUACAGCAAAACGCCACGCAACAGUUGGAGCAGCGGAUCUGUACUGCCGCCACUCACUCAAGAUCGGAACCGCGCAAGAUAACUCCAAAGUUGGAUGAUCAGGAGAUCUUCUGCGAUUCGACAAAGACGGACCCGAUUCCCUGGUUCCGAAAUGUGCAGCGGCCCUUUGUUGGCGUCUUUGGGAAAAAUGCACAAGACAUACGUGUCCGGUUUGAUUUUUCACCAUCAGACAUUGCGCACAAGACCGAUGAGAUCAUCACAAUCUCAGAGAGGACGCAUGAUGCAGUUGCAGCAGUCCCACUUUCAGAGGUCUCAUAUGAGCGCGUUAUUUCGCCGUUGGCAAUGCUGGAGGCGGAGCAAUUUGCUCUUGCUCAGAGUUGUGAGUUUCCCAGCAUGGUCUCCACCAGCAAGGCCAUUCGUGAUGCUAGCACGGAGGCGGAGAAGAAACUGGAUGCGCACAAUGUGAAGUGCAGUAUGCGUGUAGAUGUAUACCGUGUUGUGAAGGCAUAUGCACAGACAAAGCCGAAGUUGGAGGCUGAAGCACAGCGCUAUCUGGAUAGACUCAUCCGAGACUUCGAGCGGCUUGGCCUGAGCUUGAGCCCUGAAACGCGUGCGGAGGUUGAGAGGCUGAAGACAAGAAUGGGCGAACUUUCCAUCCAGUAUCAGAGGAACCUGAACGAGGAGAACACUAUCCUCCACCUCACAGAGGAAGAGCUAGCUGGCAUGCCAGAGGAUUUUAUAAAGGCAAGAGAGAAUGUGGAGUAACUCAACCCUUUGACGUGCGCGGGCUUCCAACGGAUGCCCCUUCCCCCGAUCGGUCGAUUGCCGAAACCGCAUUGCAAUGUGCUCAUGGCACAAUUGCGGGAUUACUUGAUGGACGCCAGAGUAGAGGUUGUUGACCUUCACGACUACGUUGCAAAGAUCGACCGCGAGUUCAAGACACAACGUGAGGAUCACCCGGUGAACUUCUACCGCCGCACCGUUCACGUUCGUGAUCGGAACGGAGUACUAGUCCCAUGCAUGGUGCCUCCACCUCACCCUUCGAUCAGCUGCCACGUGCUGUCCGAUGCAAGCAUUCAAUCUCCCAUCAUCAGGGACGACAUCAAGGAGAUGGGGGUGUGUUUUCUCCAUGCCCUCCCUCCCCAUGACAUCCCAUCGAAGGACGCAUCAACGGACCCACGCAUCACCGAACUUCUCGACGCCUAUGGCGACGUGUUGGAAGCCGCGCACGGAGUAAUACCUGAUCGGCCCAUCCACCACGAGAUCAUCCUCGAAGCCGGGGCCGUACCUCCCCGUGGUUGCAUCUACCGCAUGAGCAAGGAAGAGUUAAGUUUGCUACGGGCACAACUCGACGACCUUCUUGAGAAAGGUUGGAUUCGGCCUAGCUCUUCGCCAUACGACGCUCCCGUUCUCUUUGUCCGGAAGAAGAACAAGGAUUUGCGGUUGUGCAUCGAUUAUCGCAAGCUCAACGCGCAAACCGUCAAGAACGUCGGCCCUCUCCCGCUCAUCGACGACCUUCUCGGACGGUUGGGUGGCGCUAAGUGCUUCUCCAAGCUUGACCUCAAAUCGGGAUAUCACCAACUUGAGAUCCGGCAGGAGGACCGCUACAAGACCGCGUUUAAGACGCGGUAUGAGCAUUUCGAAUGGCUGGUCAUGCCAUUUGGCCUUACGAAUGCCCCGACCACGUUCCAAGCGGCUAUGCCGACGGAGUUCCGACACAUGCUGGACAGAUUCGUACUCAUCUACCUCAACGAUAUCUUGGUGUACAGCUGGAGCUUGGACGAGCAUGUGAAGCACCUGCGCACCGUUUUGGAACGGCUACGACAAGCCGAGUACAAAGCCAACCUCGACAAAUGCGAAUUCGCGCGGCAAGAGCUCGAGUACUUGGGCCAUUAUGUGAUGCCGCAAGGCAUCUGUUUGCUUGCGGACAAGAUCGAGGCCAUCCGCGUAUGGCCAGAGUGCACCAACACCACGGACGUUCGCGCAUUCAUGGGAUUGGCGGGCUACUAUCAACGCUUCAUCACCGGUGACAUUUCAUUCGGGGCUACCAGCCCGAUCCAGAUUUUGCCACGCUAUAUGCGCAGCUAUCUUGGGAUCACCCGCCGACCAACCAUUAUCGCAUCGUCAACGGGUACUUGCUUCUCCACUAGCGAGGCAAGGACUUAUUGUGUGUCCCAUGAGAUCGUCGCCUUCGGACUCGCCUUCUCGGCGAGUACCACGCCUCGCGACUCGCCAGCCAUUUCGGAGUCAAUCGGACUAUCGCACGACUUCGGCAACGAUUCCGGUGGCCCAACCGCAUUGCUGAUGUCACUCGGUAUUGCGACUCUGCGAAGUUUGCCAAAUCCGUACGGCAAGUUGCGCCUGUUGCCCAUCCCACGGGAACCCGUGCUCUCCAUUGCUAUGGACGUCACCGGUCCGUUUCCCUGCGACCGCCUCGGGCACGACGACAUCCUCACGGUCGUUGACCGAUUGAGUAAAUACUCGCGAUUUCUCCCUUGCAAGUACUACGCGACGGCUCCCGAACUUGCGCGCCUCUUGCACACCGGCUGGAUUUGCAGCCACAGCGUACCGGAAGACAUUGUCAGUGACCGCGACACUCGUUUCAUGUCGGCAUUCUGGACUUCUCUCAUGCAGGAAUCCAGCACCAACAUGAAACCAAGUUUGGCUCGACAUCCACAAACGGACGGGCAAACGGAGCUGGCACAUCAAACCGCUCAAAUGAUGCUUCGUACGCUCAUCUGUCCGGAUCAGAAGGAUUGGGUUGACCGCCUCCCUGACAUCACGUUCGCCUACAACACUCCGUUGCAUCCGGCGAUUGAUGUGACUCCAUUAGAGUUGCACCAUGGUGGCCGGAAAGGCCGUAUCUUCGCUGAUCUUCUCCUUCCACGAACAGCAGACAUAGACGCCGCUUGCUCUCCCGCUUCCGUCCGGAAGUACAGGGAACUGCUGGCUCAAGGCCGUGCAAACAUGCAAAAGGCUCAAGUCCGCAUGCAGCAGCAAGCCAAUCGGCCCCGCGUACCAUGUCCUAUCCACACCGGCGACCGAGUUUGGGUCUCCGCGGAAGAGCUUGCGCUCAAACAGGAUGGCCUGAAUAAGAGGCAGGAUGAUGGCAAAUAUGAAGUCACUCUCAAGUAUCCUCACUAUUUCCCUAUCAUGGAGCAAUGCAAGGUUGGUCAAACAAGGCAAAUCAUGGAAAAGGCGUUUAACUCCCGAUGCAUGGCAGAGAACGCACCAAUACUAGAGGAACUGAUCUACCUUCGUCAUCAGAUGUCUCAGCUCCUUGGGUACAAGACUCAUGCCCAUUAUAUCCUUGAUAUCAGGAUGGCGAAGACCCCAGAGAAGGUCAUGGAAUUCCUCAAUGGGGUCUCAGUUAAGAUUGGACCCUUGGCGCAAAAGGAGCUGGAGCGAUUGAAGGAGUUGAAGAAAGAGGAGGAAGGGUCAGCGAUAUUCACGAUGGCUGAUUUCCGGUACUACAUGCGGCGGUCGGAGAAACUUGAAUUUAAUAUUGACCACGAGGCCUUGAAGGAGUAUUUUCCCAUUGAUGUUGUGACUGAGGGACUUUUCAAAAUCUACCAACAGCUGCUAGGGUUGAAAUUUACCGAAGUCCCAGACCCACAUACGUGGCAUGCGGAUGUCCAGUUAUUUGCGGUGAAGGACUUGGAGACAGAAGAGCCGCUUGGGUACUUCUAUCUUGAUUUAUAUCCAAGGGAGGGGAAGUAUGGUCAUGCAUGCGUGUGCCCUCUGCAACCGGGUUGCUAUCUAUUGGAUGGCUCAAGGAUGCGGCCUGUUGCAGCAAUGCUUGCUAAUUUUUCAAAACCGACGAACAACAAGCCCUCUCUUUUGAAGCAUUCUGAAGUGGAAACAUAUUUCCAUGAGUUUGGUCAUGUGAUGCACCACAUAUGCAGCCAUGUCUCUUUUGCACGUUUUUCAGGGACUCGUGUUGAAAGGGACUUUGUGGAGGCACCAAGUCAAAUGCUGGAGAACUGGUGCUGGGAAAAGCCGUCUCUGAAGCUUAUGAGUGGCUAUUACAAGGACAAGAGCACUCCUAUUCCAGAUACACUCUGUGACACUUUAGUGAGCACAAAAAAAGCUCAUGCAGGCUUGCUUACAAAGCGGCAGCUGCUGUUUGGUCUCUUCGAUCAAGCCAUUCACACGACUCAGAGGGCAGACACUGCACUUGUUCUGAAGGCCCUUCACCCACAGGUGAUGAUGGGCAUUCCUGCAACGGAGGGGACAAACUUUGCAGCUUCCUUUGGCCAUCUUGCUGGAGGAUAUGACGCAUCCUACUAUGGGUAUAUGUGGAGUGAGGUGUUCUCUGCAGAUAUGUUUGCAUCCAAGUUCAAGGAUAACGUUCUGAGCAGGCCAGCAGGCAGAGAAUACAGGGAUAAGGUGCUCCGGCCAGGGGGAUCAUUGGAUGCAGCUGUGAUUCUCCGAAACUUUCUAGGACGUGAACCGACUGAUGAGGCGUUCUUGGAGAGCAAAGGGGUUACCAAGGCACGGCUUGCCUUGGCCGCCAGCAAAGCAAAAGGCCCUGCAUCGGGAAGUGGAGUCUCCGCGAAGGGGGUAUGAUCGUCGCCUCUUUGAGGCAUCUUGGGGACAAGACUUGCUGCUCCUGGACUAAGGACACGUGCACUGAAAAAAUAAGUUCUGACCAGAUUCAUACAACAAGAUGGGAUCAUGGCCCAUGAGAGAGGAGGAGGAGGAGCAGGAAUUCGGUAGGCUUGCCCAGAACACAUAACUAGAUGAACUACUGAGGGAAGUAUCAUCGCUGUGUCGGCUGCUGUGUACGAGGGAUGCGAGAGGAAGAGAGGGACAGAUGGAAUCAGAUGGAGACGGAGACGAGUGGAAGCCUUAGGAGAGCAGACUCGGAGGAGGCAGAGAGGAAACGAGAGAGGAAGAGGAAGAGAGACACGGAAGCAGAUAGAUACACGGAGAGAGAAAAGACGUCUGGAGACUGGAAGAAGGGGGAAGAGAAGAAAGGAUAGAAGAAAAGUGGGGGGAGGGAGGGUGGGUACUGGAGAAGGGUAAAUGGAGAGGGGAGAGGGAGGGAGGGAGGGAGGUAGCUGGACGGAAACAUGCGACGAAAGGCCCUGGGAGGGAUGGAAGUAGACACUAGGGAGUCGUCGGGGAGUGGAGGAGGAGCGAGCGAUGGACAUAGAGACAGGGUGAAGAAGCUGAAAGGGUGAGAGGUAGAAAGUGUUGAGACUCGAGAGUGAAGGGGGGGACAUAACGAUUGACCCUAUUCGAUCGAUCGAGAGAGAGAGAGAGAGAGAGAGAGAGAGAGAGAGCUUUCGUUUGAAGAUUGCAAUUCUUUUGUGAAGCAUUGUGAUGACACCUUGGAUGUACUACUCCCUUCUCGAAGAUUGUUUGAGAUUACCUGGAGCCAGGGGCAAACUACCUGAAGAUGUUUCCAUGCCAAUUUGGCCAAUUGGCAAAUGGUUUAUUCAAUGGAGGGCCCGUGACAUGUACCAACAGGGAGAAGCAUGUGUAGGAAAGUAAGGUGCCAAAGGAGAAGUGCAAAAAAGCUCAAUGACAUGCGUUCUUUUGGGGAUCUGGGGUGGACUUGCAGGGUAUGCGGACCCUCCGCCUGCCCCUCUUCCUCACUCUCCCAAUGGCCCAUCUUGCCACAUGUAUCAGACAACAGUCCUUGCAGUGCAAGAAAAAAAUUAUUGGGGAACACAGAUUUUGAAAAGGGGGAGAAUUUAAAAGGGGUUAUUGCUUAUUCUACUUCUAGCCAAUUAGGUUUAUAACUUUAUAUGAUAUUGAAGAUAUUCGCUUUUGGUAUCUCCAAUUGUUUUCUGUGAGUCUAUUUCAUCU
This is a messenger RNA of Chara braunii, 6735 nucleotides long. The record is from the annotation of a GenBank genome assembly. NCBI's taxonomy places the organism in Eukaryota, Viridiplantae, Streptophyta, Charophyceae, Charales, Characeae.